AUGCAGCUUCAGGCGCGAAAGGACCGUAUUAUUGCAGCUUUGAAUCAGGCCGUUUGGCUUGAGGACAUUACACGAAAUGCCAAAACACGAAAUCUCGACCUUGGGUUGCCGGAAACUCUUCAGUUCAAGAUGAAGCGUAGAGGGGAACAGGAUCUUACCUUAAAUCUCGUGGAGAACAAGCGACUGAAUCAGAACGCUCCGGUGUACGAGGUCCACACAGAACAUGGUCAGAAUAAACUUGUGAAGAAAGAAACAGCGCCCAUAACUGAUGUGAAGUUCUAUCACGACCAUGAGAAUGGUGGUUCAUUCAUGGUUGAAUACUCAAAGAGAUCCACGGGCGCGUGCCGAAGAACACUGACCGGUAGCGUGGAGAUUGACGAUGAAGCCUUUGAAAUCAAACCGAUGCCGGAAAGAUUUGUAACAAGGUCACUUGCCGGCAACAAGCUCAAUCCCCAUAUGCUUUCCAAGGUGGUAGAUCGAAACGGAAAAGGGAUUCCGAGCAUUAUUGCUAGACGAAGCCAAAGUGCAAAAGAGCUGGAAAACAACCUUUCCAAAGAACUACGACAACUUCUUCUGAAAAGCGAGUUCGACGCCUUCACAGAGGUAAUGAAAAAGGGUUCACUCUAUUUAAUAAUAAAGCAUUGCCCUUAA
This is a messenger RNA of Dreissena polymorpha, 651 nucleotides long. RefSeq lists its product as uncharacterized. The transcript has 5 exons. The coding region runs from base 1 to 651 and encodes 216 amino acids. The record is from RefSeq and is a predicted model, not a curated record. NCBI's taxonomy places the organism in Eukaryota, Metazoa, Mollusca, Bivalvia, Myida, Dreissenidae.